CCUCGCUCUAGCUUGCAUGACUCACAAAUCAACUUGUCGCUUCUUUCUUCUUAUUUUUGGGCAAAGAAUUUCUCUUCUAUUCAUUUUGUGAAAAUGUCCGAAACCAAAAUGAAAUUCUGCAAAAGUCAUUUUCUGGUCGAUCCGACCAAAGCAAGUGUUCUUGAUCUCCUUCUUCUUAUUUUUUCCCCAAAUCUGACCAGCAAAAGAUUCAUAGAUUCUCCACCGGAUACGCUCAAAAGCGCCCGGAGAACUUUCGCGAGUCGAUGGAUGAUUGCUUUGGCCAUUUUGGUUCAAAAAAUAUUAAUAUUCAUUAGAAAACCUUUGGAAUUCAUAGGUUAUUUGCUCACCUAUUGGCCCAAUCUUCUUACGGCAAAUGGAGGCUUCUUUAACGUGUUACUUCACCUUUUGACAGGAAAGUUGGUGAAGCCCGACGAAUCGUCGGUGACAUAUGCUUCGUUUAUAGGAUGCACAGAUCGAAGAGUAGAGCUUGACGAGAAGAUAAAUGCUGGUACUAUUGAAUACAAGUCCAUGUUGUCAAUAAUGGCUUGUAAGAUCGCUUAUGAAAACAAAUCUUUCAUCACUUCAGUCGUUAAGAACACUUGGAAGAUGGGCUUCGUGGAUUACUACGACUUUUACAACGGAAAUGCUUUUCUUUACUCAUUUUGGGCCAUUAUGCGUUAUUAG
Molecule: messenger RNA, 684 nt
Organism: Thlaspi arvense
Lineage: Eukaryota; Viridiplantae; Streptophyta; Magnoliopsida; Brassicales; Brassicaceae
Source: the annotation of a GenBank genome assembly